AUGCGCUUCACCUCCGCCGCUUUUGUUCUCUGCAUGUCGGUUGGCAGCUACGCAAUGGCUAUGCCUGGCGAAGCAUCUAACGCCGUCUCUCACGUUGCUCAAGCUGCUCAGUAUUGUGGGGCCGCUGGCAGCUGCAAGGGAGCCGGCGGUGGAGGCCUCUGCAAUAAUCGAUGCAAGGAAUGCACAAAUAACAAGGGCAAGCAUUACCAAGGGGGCAGUUGUGGCGGGUGGCUCUGGCAGUAA
This is a messenger RNA of Clonostachys rhizophaga, 243 nucleotides long. NCBI's taxonomy places the organism in Eukaryota, Fungi, Ascomycota, Sordariomycetes, Hypocreales, Bionectriaceae. The record is from the annotation of a GenBank genome assembly.